AUGACGUGGGCGGAUGAGUACCGCACCUUGCAGGUGCGUUGCAAUGCAGAGACGCCAUGUGACGCGCAACGAGCGAAGCUCUUCGGAGCUGAGGGAAUUGGCUUGGUUCGCACCGAGCACAUGUUCUUUGAAGGUGAGCGGAUUGUGGCUAUGCGACAGAUGAUUUUGGCGGCAGACGAAAAGGAGCGGCAAAGUGCUCUGCAGAAGCUCCUGGAGAUGCAACGCCAAGAUUUUGCGGACCUCUUUGAGAUUUUCCCUUCCGUCACGGUGCGUCUUCUGGACGCGCCGCUGCACGAGUUCCUCCCCAGCACGGAGGCAGGGCUGGCGGCCGUCGCGGCCGUGGGCGCCAGGGUUCCGGCGUCGCUGGAGCGGGUGAAACGACGAACCGCGGAGCUGAGGGAAGCGAAUCCCAUGCUGGGUCAUCGUGGCUGUCGUUUGGCCAUCACCUACCCUGAGAUCUGCCAGAUGCAAACGCGCGCCAUCUUCGAAGCCGUGGCUAGUCUGGGACGACGCCAACAGGUGCCCACAGUGGAGGUGAUGGUGCCCUUGGUGUCACAUGUGGAGGAGUUCAAGAUCUUAAAACUGGUCGUGGAGAAAACGGUCCUGGCAGUGCAGCGAGAGCAAGGGAUGAGCUUCAAGUAUCACAUUGGGGCCAUGGUGGAGUUGCCGCGGGCCUGUUUGCAGGCCGAGAAGUUGGCGCAGUCUGCGGAGUUCUUCAGCUUCGGCAGCAACGAUCUGACACAAAGCACCUAUGGACUCAGCCGGGAUGAUGCUUCGACCUUCUUGCCCGACUACAAGGCCAAGGGGAUUCUGGAGCAAGAUCCCUUCGUGACUCUGGACACUGAGGGUGUUGGGGAACUGAUUUUACUGGCCGUGGAGCGGGGCCGCAAAGCUCGAAGUGGCAUGAAGAUGGGUAUUUGUGGUGAGCAUGGUGGUGACCCCGGCAGCAUCGAUUUCUGCAACCGCAUCGGUUUGGACUACGUGAGCUGCUCGCCGUGGCGCGCCCCCCUGGCACGCCUCGCUGCGGCACAGGCGGCGCUGCGCGCUGACCACGGCGACGGCGACAGGGCGAAACGCAACGGCACAAGGCACAGGUGUCAAAGCAAGCGGGUCUUUGAGGCGGCGAUUGGGUCUCAGGGGGAUGGAGCCCAACGUAUUCAGAAAGGCGACCAGGGGAGGCCACCAGGGGAGGUGAUUUAUGAUCCCAUGGACUGCCAAUUCUACACUUGGCAGCUGGCCAUCGCACAAAAUCUGGGCGGCCGCAGGACACAAGAGGACCGCCUGGCUGUGUGCCCGUGCUUAGGCGAUUGGAACAAGGCCUUCUUCGGACUUUGGGACGGUGCGGUCGAUGACUUCGCGGCUGAAGAGGUGCGCAAGCUGUUCCUCUCCAACUUGAUUGCCUCGUCCGCAUGGGCAAAGGUGUCAAACUCGAAUCCUGAUCCGGAAGCGCUGCAGGACUGCCUGCGCGAAGCCAUUCAGACCACCGACCAGGAAGUCAUCCGCCUCUGUCGCGACACGCAGAAUCACUACUCCAGCUGCACGGGUGUUAUGACCCUCUGGACCGGUACCAUCUUGACGGUGGCUCAUGUGGGCGAUUCCCGUGCCACCCUUGGCUACGUGGAGGAUGGCCUAGUGGGAUAUGAACAGCUGACCUCCGACCACAAGUGA
Messenger RNA from Cladocopium goreaui, 1668 nucleotides. The record is from the annotation of a GenBank genome assembly. Lineage: Eukaryota; Dinophyceae; Suessiales; Symbiodiniaceae.